GAAGGGAGGUGAGAAACGAAGGUGAAAGGGGUGUAAAGUUGAAACACAACAACCCAAAAGUGCUGCAAGCGUGGAACCACGCUCUACUUCUACCUACAAAGUGAACAUAUCGAUAUCCCACCGCUUUGGCUCUUUCUUUCAAAGUACCAAGACUCCCCCAGCCUGUUUCUUUCUUGUGCCUCACAAUCCUCUGAUCAUCUAUUAUUGCCUCUCUCUUACCGCCUCCUCUGAUCCCUUUUCUCUCCACUCGUCCCCUCUCUCUCUCUCUCUCUCUCUCUCUGCCUGUGGACUGUUUACUUGCAGGCAUUUAUAAAGCCUCAAGACGGCUCUUUUUUGUUGUUAUUAAUAACUUAGGUGCAGCUCUCUCUCUCUCUGUGCCCAGUACCGUUGCAGAGAGGAAGCUAUACUUUGCAAUACCUCUCAAAAAAAGAAUUUUUAGCUGCUAUUGUUCGGUAUUUGUUGAAGAAGAUUUUGCCAUGCAUAUGGGUUUUUCAUGUCAAGCUUACAGUGCCAUGUAAAACGGAUUUUUUUUUCUUUGAAUAUUAAACAGCCAGGACAGAGUCGAAGAAAAAGAAAAUAUGUUGGAUCUCAAUGUUAAAAUCCUCUCCAGUGCUUCACUUUGUGAUGAAAAGGUGGAGACGUCAAUGGAAGUGGAGAAACUCCCACCGGGAUCAGGAACACAAAUGGAAGACUCAGGGAGAAGUUCCACCUCCUCCGUUGUCGAAGAAGCUCCAAACAAUACCCGAGAUCAUGAAGACUCUUCCAAAAACUCCUAUGAAUUCAUCUUCGACAUCUUGAGAAAAGAAAAUUGCGGUACUGCCCGUCCCACCAAGGAGGUCAAGGGCGAAAAUCCGACAUCGGAAUUCGUUACGCGACCCCUUUUCCCGGGUACCGGCGAAACAGGAGGCGAGGAGUCUGAGUUAGGGUCAGGGCUGUCGUCGAGGCCUCAAUGGUUGAACUUGUCGUUUUCUGUAACGGGUGGUCAGGCCGAGCCGAGAAUUUUGCAGCAGAAGCAACAGCAGGUGAGGAAAAGGAGGCGUGGGCCGAGGUCUCGGAGUUCGCAGUACCGGGGCGUUACGUUUUACCGGAGAACCGGGCGAUGGGAAUCACAUAUAUGGGAUUGUGGGAAACAAGUAUAUUUAGGUGGGUUUGACACUGCUCAUGCCGCUGCUAGAGUAUAUGAUCGAGCUGCGAUUAAAUUCCGUGGAGUUGACGCUGAUAUUAAUUUUGACAUAAACGAUUAUGAGGAAGAUAUGAAGCAGAUGAUGAAUCUGUCAAAGGAAGAAUUUGUACAUCUUCUUCGUCGCCACAGCACAGGAUUCUCUCGUGGGUGCUCAAAAUACAGAGACAUGACCCUGCACAAAUGUGGUCGAUGGGAAGCUCGUAUGGGACAAUUCAUGGGGAAGAAGGCCUACGAUAUUGCAGCGAUCAAAUCGAAUGGAAAGGAAGCAGUGACCAACUUUGAGCCAAGCACCCAUGAAGGGGAGAUAAUUGCAGAUGACAAUAAUGAUCAAGGAAAGCCAAUCCACAAUCUGGAUCUAAGCCUCGGGGUUUCUAACAGAUCAAAGGGGAAGGACAGUGGGGUCGAUUUUCAUUUUCAUUGCAACAGAGACAGAUUAGUGGGCGUUAGGGCCACAGAGCAGACAGAUGAAACUGUUUCUUCUCCAAGAUUUGUAAACUGGGCAUGGCAAAUGCAGAGCAAUGGGAUUGUUAGUGCAAUGCCAGUAUUAGCAAGUGCAGCAUCAUCAGGAUUCUCUUCUUCUACAGCUACUGUUCCAUCAGCCAUCCUCCAAUCCAAUCUCCAGAACCAUCUUGGCCGUCCUUUACCUACCACAUCCACCACCAACGUUUCCAACUACUUCAAUUUCUAGGAGCUGAAAACAGGAUGCAAUGAUUUUGCCUUAUUAUACCUUUAGAAGGGUAGGUAAGGUAGACAAAGUUAGUCAAUUAUAAGAAUCAAAUCACCACCAGUCUCUACUCUGUUGAGAUAUGCAUGAUAUUAUUACACGAAGCAUAUAUUCCUACAGUUCUUUCU
Carya illinoinensis is the source of this 2035-nucleotide messenger RNA. RefSeq names its product AP2-like ethylene-responsive transcription factor TOE3. Gene Ontology annotation, biological process: regulation of DNA-templated transcription. The record is from RefSeq and is a predicted model, not a curated record. The transcript is spliced from 8 exons. The coding region runs from base 579 to 1871 and encodes 430 amino acids. NCBI's taxonomy places the organism in Eukaryota, Viridiplantae, Streptophyta, Magnoliopsida, Fagales, Juglandaceae. Gene Ontology annotation, molecular function: DNA binding; DNA-binding transcription factor activity.